AUGCGUAAAGCAGUGAAUCGCAAGCUGCGUCGCAUUUACGCGAAUGAAGACUUCAAUAGUGCGGCUACGUUGAACGGGGUACUGGAAGUACCAUUGUGUGCCGGCUCAGGCAGUGACGUCAACAUUAUUUCGAUGGAGAUGCUGGAAGCACUCCAGGUGACGGACACGAAAGUCCUGUCGGUCAAACUGUUGGAAUCCUGGAAAGGGUUUGCUGUGGAAAGCACUCCCAUCUACUCCAACCAAGUGGUCAAGAUUCGAAUCCGACUACAGACUCGGCGGUCGUCAAUCUAUCUGGCAUUUAGCCAUGCUACGUGA
This is a messenger RNA of Aphanomyces invadans, 315 nucleotides long. RefSeq lists its product as hypothetical. Lineage: Eukaryota; Oomycota; Saprolegniomycetes; Saprolegniales; Verrucalvaceae. The record is from RefSeq and is a predicted model, not a curated record. Bases 1 to 315 code for a protein of 104 amino acids. The transcript has a single exon.